UGUCACAAUGGUAUGCGUCGCGGUAUCAUUUAGCCUUAUUUUAAUUCUCAUAGCGGGACCAUCUAAUUGUAAUGCUGCAUCUAAAAACAAAACCGUUACUGUCAACAGGAAGGUGAAUGUUAGUCAAUCCACAAAAAUGUAUAAGACUGUCAAUGCCAACCGAACAGUUGCUGAUCGUCGUACCGGCAACAACAAAAGUAACCUUCCAUCUACAUCGGCAGCGAGUAAAUUCACAACUGCAAAGCCAGCGUUGCCAACUACGAAAGCACCGAGAACUACCACAACUGUGAGUUUCCAAACGGAAGAUUUGAAUGAAAUGAUUGAUAAGAACGUGGAAAGAAGAGUCUGGGACAAACGACUUGAAAAUGAACCGCAAGAAUUAGCAUGUCCUCCUCUGGGUCUGGAGUCCCUGAGGGUUAAGGACGCUGACCUGCGGGCCUCCUCAUACCAGCGGCGGGGCCUGGGCCCCCACAGGGGACGCCUCAACAUCCAGUCUGGCAUUGAGGACGGCGACAUCUAUGACGGGGCGUGGUGCGCCCGCUACAAGGACCGGGACCAGUGGCUGGCGGUGGAUGCCCACCGGCCCACCCUCUUCACCGGCGUCAUCCUGCAGGGCCGUAACUCCAUCUGGAGUUGGGAUUGGGUAGAAACCUACAAGGUGCAGCUCAGUAAUGACUCCUUGGUGUGGAAGCCCAGCAUGAAUGGGACCGUUGAGACGGUGUUUGAGGGGAACCAGGACGCAGAGACGCCGGUGCUAGCCCUCCUGCCCGAGCCAAUGGUGGCCCGCUACCUCCGCAUCAACCCCCAAACCUGGUUCGAGAAUGGGACAGUGUGUUUGAGGGCAGAGGUGCUGGGUUGCGCCCUGCCAGAUCCUAACAACAUCCACACCUGGCGGGCAGAGGAGGGCUCAAGGGACAAGCUGGACUUCAGACAUCACAACUACAAAGAGAUGAGGAAGCUCAUGAAGGCGGUGAACGAGGAGUGCCCGGACAUUACACGCAUCUACAGCAUCGGGAAGAGCUACAUUGGCCUCAAGCUGUACGUCAUGGAGAUCUCAGAUAACCCCGGGAAGCACGAACUGGGUGAGCCGGAGUUCCGCUACGUGGCGGGGAUGCAUGGGAACGAGGUCCUGGGCCGCGAGCUGCUGCUCAACCUGAUGCAGUACCUGUGCCGUGAGUACAGGAGGGGCGACCAGCGGAUCGUCCGCCUGGUGAAGGAGACUCGCAUACACCUGCUGCCCUCCAUGAACCCUGACGGCUACGAGAUGGCCUACAAGAAGGGCUCGGAGCUGGCCGGCUGGGCGUUCGGUCGCUACAGCUAUGAGGGGAUUGACAUGAACCACAAUUUCGCUGACCUGAACUCAGUCAUGUGGGACGCCAUUGAGAGAGAGACGGACAAGUCCAAGCUGAUCAACCACUACUUCCCCAUCCCAGAGUACUACACCUCAGAGGAGGCCUUUGUUGCCUCGGAAACCCGCGCAGUCAUACACUGGAUGCAGAGCAUCCCUUUUGUGCUGAGCGCCAACUUGCACGGUGGGGAGCUGGUGGUCACCUACCCCUUCGACAUGACGCGCGACUGGGCCCCACGUGAGCACACGCCCACCCCAGACGACAGCUUCUUCCGUUGGCUGGCUACGGUCUACGCCACCACCAACCACGUCAUGUCCAACCCCGACCGCAGGCCCUGCCACCAAGACGACUUCCUGCGCCACAACAACAUCAUCAAUGGCGCCAACUGGCACACCGUCCCUGGCAGCAUGAAUGAUUUCAGCUACCUGCACACUAACUGCUUUGAGAUAACAGUGGAGCUGUCCUGUGACAAAUUCCCCCACGCCAGUGAGCUGCCCAUCGAGUGGGAGAACAACAAGGAGUCACUGCUGGUGUACAUGGAGCAGGUUCACAGGGGAAUCAAGGGUGUGGUCAGAGACAAAGACACUGAAGCUGGCAUAGCCAACGCCACCAUCAAGGUAGAUGACAUCGACCACCACAUCAGAUCAGCUUCAGGCGGAGACUACUGGCGGUUGCUGAACCCGGGCGACCAUGAGGUGACGGUGACCGCCGAGGGCUACUACCCUGUCACACGCAUGUGCCGCGUGGAGUACCAGCACUACCCCACCAUCUGCGACUUCCGCCUCACCAAGACGGCCAAGCAGAGGCUGCGCGAGAUCCUGGCCAAGGGAGGCAAGAUCCCCAAGGACCUGCAGCUGCGCCUGCGCCAGCUCCGACAGCGCAAGCUGCGCUCCAGCACCACGGCCGUCAUCCGCCGAUGGGCCCGGGAGUACAGGGCGAGGGCUGGCCAGCGCUAG
Megalops cyprinoides (Indo-Pacific tarpon) is the source of this 2305-nucleotide messenger RNA. RefSeq names its product probable carboxypeptidase X1. Gene Ontology annotation, biological process: proteolysis. The record is from RefSeq and is a predicted model, not a curated record. Bases 8 to 2305 code for a protein of 765 amino acids. The transcript is spliced from 13 exons. Lineage: Eukaryota; Metazoa; Chordata; Actinopteri; Elopiformes; Megalopidae. Gene Ontology annotation, molecular function: metallocarboxypeptidase activity; zinc ion binding.